AUGUCAAACAACACCAUCAAGGUCGUCGCCCGGUUCAGGCCCCAGAACCGGGUGGAAAUCGAAUCGGGCGGCAAGCCAAUCGUCGCCUUCAGCUCGGAAGACACUUGCACACUUGACUCCAAAGAGGCGCAGGGUUCCUUCACCUUCGACCGAAUCUUUGACAUGUCAAGUAGACAACAAGACAUCUUCGACUACUCCAUUCGCCCAACCGUCGACGAUAUUCUCAAUGGCUACAACGGUACCGUCUUUGCCUACGGCCAGACUGGUGCUGGUAAAUCAUACACCAUGAUGGGCAAGAUGGACGAUCCCGAGCAGAGGGGUGUUAUUCCGCGCAUCGUCGAGCAAAUCUUUGCCAGCAUCAUGUCCAGCCCCAGCACCAUCGAGUACACUGUCCGUGUCAGCUACAUGGAAAUUUACAUGGAGAAGAUUCGUGAUCUGCUAGCCCCUCAAAACGACAAUCUCCCCAUCCACGAGGAGAAGAACCGCGGAAUUUACGUCAAGGGCCUUCUAGAAAUUUAUGUCUCCAGCGUCCAAGAAGUGUACGAAGUGAUGAGAAGGGGAGGUGAUGCCCGAGUGGUCUCUUCCACCAACAUGAACGCAGAGUCAUCACGAUCUCACUCCAUCUUCGUCGUUACCAUUACCCAGAAGAAUGUCGAGACUGGUUCGGCCAAGAGCGGUCAGCUGUUCUUGGUUGAUUUGGCUGGUAGUGAAAAGGUCGGCAAGACGGGUGCCAGCGGCCAGACGCUUGAGGAAGCCAAGAAGAUCAACAAAAGUUUGAGUGCCUUGGGUAUGGUCAUCAACGCCCUGACCGACGGCAAAUCACACUUUGUUCCCUACCGAGACUCUAAAUUGACCCGUAUCCUCCAAGAAUCUCUGGGUGGUAACAGUCGAACUACUCUCAUCAUCAACUGUUCUCCCAGCAGUUACAACGACUCUGAAACUUUGGGAACGCUGAGAUUCGGUACCAGAGCAAAGUCUAUCAAGAACAAAGCCAAGGUCAAUGCCGAGCUCAGCCCGGCAGAGCUCAAGGCUCUGCUCAAGAAGGCCCAAGGCCAAGUUACCAAUUUCGAAUCUUACAUUUCCAAUCUCGAAGGCGAAGUCCAAAUGUGGCGAGCUGGAGAGUCUGUGCCAAAAGACAAGUGGGUUCAGCCCACUGUCGAGGGUGUUGCUGCAGCCAAGGCUGAAGCAAAAGCACCACGGCCAUCAACUCCUUCACGGCUUACAGAAAGCCGCUCAGAGACUCCCAUCGCUUCUGAUCGUGCUGGCACCCCCAGCAUAACGCUAGAGAAGGAUGAGCGGGAAGAGUUCCUGCGCCGCGAAAAUGAGCUGCAAGACCAGCUUACAGAGAAAGAAUCGCUAGCUGCGACGGCCGAGAAGCAGCUUCGCGAAACCAAAGAUGAACUUGCUUUCUUGAAGGAGCACGAUAGCAAGAUAGGCAAGGAGAAUGAGAAGCUGACGACAGAGGUGAACGAAUUUAAGAUGCAGCUGGAGCGGCUAAACUUCGAGGGCAAAGAGGCUCAAAUCACCAUGGAUGCCCUCAAAGAAGCCAACUCGGAACUCACCACUGAGUUGGACGAUAUGAAACAGCAAUUGUUGGACGCCAAGAUGAGCGCUAAAGAGACGGGUGCUGCCCUUGAUGAGAAGGAAAAGAAGAAGGCCGAGAAGAUGGCCAAGAUGAUGGCUGGCUUCGAACUUGGAACUGAUGUUUUCAGUGAAAAUGAGCGAUCGAUUGCUGAAACUAUCAAGCACAUUGAUACCCUGCUCGAACAGAGCUCAAUCGGCGAUCACAUUGCACCAGACGAGUUCAAGGCACUCCGAGCAAAGAUGGUCGAGACCCAGGGCAUCGUGAGACAAGCAGAGCUGUCCAUGUACAGCGGAUCUUCCAACGAUCUGGAUGCCCGACGGAGGCAGGAGCUUGAGGCUAGGCUGGAAGCCUUGCAACAAGAAUAUGAGGAAGUAUUGACACGCAAUCUCAGCGAGACCGAUGUGGAAGAGGUCAAGGCACGACUGGAAGCCGUCUACGCCAAACGCGAGAAGUCUGAGACUCAGCUUGUCGAAGAGCUCAAGGCUGAUUUGAACCAAAAGGCUUCUGAGAACGCAAGGAUGAAGACUCUCAUCGACGAGCUUCAGCAGCGCGUCAAGGCUGGCGGUGCCGGUGCCAUGGCCAACGGCAAGACUGUCCAACAGCAGAUUGCCGAGUUUGACGUGAUGAAGAAGAGUCUCAUGCGAGAUUUGCAAAACCGCUGCGAGCGUGUCGUCGAGCUGGAGAUUUCACUCGACGAGACCCGCGAGCAGUACAACAACGUGCUGCGGACAUCCAACAACCGUGCUCAGCAGAAGAAGAUGGCCUUCCUGGAGAGGAAUCUGGAGCAGCUUACCCAGGUUCAACGCCAGCUGGUUGAGCAGAACUCUUCCUUGAAGAAGGAAGUUGCCAUUGCCGAGCGCAAACUCAUUGCCAGAAACGAGCGUAUCCAGAGCCUGGAGAGCCUGCUGCAAGACAGCCAGGAGAAGAUGGCAACUGCCAACCACAAGUUCGAGGUCCAACUUGCUUCCGUCAAGGAACGCCUCGAGGCUGCCAAAGCUGGCAGCACCCGCGGCCUUGGUGGUGCCGGCGGCUUCAGCUUCUCUGGCGCUGGUAGCCGCAUCGCCAAGCCUCUACGUGGCGGCGGCGGCGAUGCCCCUUCGACCCCCACGAUCCAAGGUGGCGAUGGAACCAGCAGCAAGCGCGGUAGUUGGUUCUUCAACAAGUCGUAG
Trichoderma gamsii is the source of this 2754-nucleotide messenger RNA. RefSeq names its product kinesin heavy chain. The transcript is spliced from 3 exons. Bases 1 to 2754 code for a protein of 917 amino acids. The record is from RefSeq and is a predicted model, not a curated record. NCBI's taxonomy places the organism in Eukaryota, Fungi, Ascomycota, Sordariomycetes, Hypocreales, Hypocreaceae. Gene Ontology annotation, molecular function: ATP binding; microtubule binding; microtubule motor activity. Gene Ontology annotation, biological process: microtubule-based movement; mitotic spindle organization.